Messenger RNA from Mercenaria mercenaria, 7077 nucleotides. Its product is annotated as NACHT and WD repeat domain-containing protein 2-like. Bases 141 to 5174 code for a protein of 1677 amino acids. The record is from RefSeq and is a predicted model, not a curated record. Gene Ontology annotation, molecular function: protein binding. NCBI's taxonomy places the organism in Eukaryota, Metazoa, Mollusca, Bivalvia, Venerida, Veneridae. The transcript has 12 exons.
UCACUAGCAUCUGAAUCAAGCGGAGGCUUGAUCUCACAGGAAACAAUGUAAACAAAUAUCAAAGAAAAAGAAAAGAAUCUACUUAAUUAUGAUAACAUAACAGUCGGCUUUAUGUAAUUUUACUCCAGUAAUGGGAAGCGAUGGGUGACAACAGCUAUAAAUCUGUGUUGCAGGGUUGUCUAGACAACCUGCCCACUCUCAACUCAAGAUUAGUAAGGAUAUUUAUCAGCUCUACAUUCACAGAUACUCGAGAGGAACGUAACGUCUUGUUAGAAGAUGUAUACCCAAAGCUGAAAUCACAUUGCAAGAAGAAAUAUGGAAUGGAUUUUCAAUUGGUGGAUAUGAGAUGGGGUGUUCCGGUUGAGUCAGCAGACGACCAUCAAGCCACUGAACUGUGUCUCCAGGAAAUACGAAAUUGUCAGAGACUGUCAACUGGACCAAAUUUUGUGACAUUUCUAAACCAGAAGCAUGGGUACCGACCUCUACAAGUUUCCAUUCCUGUAACAGAGUUUGAUCAUUUGUACAGCAGUUUACAGGAGAAUGGGCAUGAUACAGAUCUUGUUAACUUGUGGUAUAAGAAGGAUACAAACCAGAUUCCUCCUGUAUAUGUCCUGCAGCCAAUCAGCACCAAUAUUCCAGGUUACAAGGAAAAGGAUAACAAAGAUGCGAAAGCAGAAUGGAAUGAUGUUUAUAACAAGUUGAGAGCUGAGUUCAAGUUUGCUAGUGAUGUAUGCCAUCAGAAAAAGUUACUCUCCGAUGAAGAUAGGCACAAAUAUUAUAUGUCAGUAACAGAAGCUGAAAUCUUUAAUGGAAUAUUAAAGUUGCCAGACAGUGCUGCAGACCACUGCUUGUGUUUUGUAAGGAUCAUUGAAGAUAUCACAUCUCAUCUAGACCAUGACAAAGCUUGGCGCUUCAUCGAUGUACUUACUAGUGACUCCAGAUCUCUAGACAGCGAGGCUCAAACAAUACUUUCAAGACUCAGGGAUGAAAAGAUUGUUGAGAAAUUACAUGAUACUAACAUCAGCAGAAAUACUGUCAAGUGGAGCGAGAAAGACGGCAUCAAUCGGGAAGAUCAUGACAGUUACCUCAGAACAUUUAAAGACUCGUUCUUCAACAGUAUGGUGGAUAAAAUAGACAAGGCAGUAAAAAAGCAGCGCUCACUUAUAAUGGACGAACUUUACAUUGAGGUUCUUCAGCAUUUGAAUAUGGCCAAUGAAAGAUGUUCUAUGUUCCAUGGAAGAGAAGAUAUACUCAUUGACAUCAAGUGCUAUCUGAACCAGCAGAUGGAAGACCCAAUAAUAUUAUAUGGCCAGUCAGGAUGUGGGAAAACCUCCAUUAUGGCACAAACAGCUAAAAUGGUUCCUUCCAUUCUACAAAAUGCAGUUGUUGUGUUAAGAUUUCUUGGUACAUCCCCAGACAGUAGUAACUUGAGACGAUUAUUGCAUAGUCUGUGUGAACAAAUUGCCGUCUGCUAUGACAAAGACAGGACCUCAGUUCCAGAAGAAUUUGAAGAGCUUAAAGACCUUUUCCCUGAGCUUUUGAAACUUGCAUCCAAGGAAAAGCCUCUUGUUAUAAUUCUGGACUCAUUGGACCAGCUAGCAAGAGACCAUAAUGCGUACAAAUUACAUUGGGUACCACGGAAACUACCUCCUUUUGUGAAAUUUUUUAUCUCUACCUACACAGAAGCUUCAGAGUUGAUCACGACUUUGAGAAAUGUUUACUUAAAAACGUCAUUCAUCCACGUUCCAGUAUUUUCGCAGGAACUCAGUGGUCAGGUAUUGAAGGCAUGGCUCAAGAAAAACAAUAGGACUCUCACUGAUAAUCAGUUUUCACUCAUUGAAAAAGCAUUUAUUAAGUGCACUUUACCAUUGUUUGUAAAGCUCACGUAUGAUCAGGUUCUUGUUUGGCGAUCGUAUGCUCCACUGGAUCAGUGUAUAUUGAGUUACACAGUACAGCAGAGUAUAGAAACAUUGUUCUCGCAUUUGGAGAAAAAGCAUGGUACUGUUUUAGUGACGAGAGCAUUGGCGUAUGUCACUGCAUCCAUGACAGGGAUCAGCGAAACGGAGUUAGAAGACCUGUUGUCAUUGGAUGAUGAUGUUCUGACAAAUGUUUUCCAGAUUCAUAUACCUCCAUUACGUCGAAUUCCGCCUUUACUUUGGGUACGAAUUCGGCAUGAUAUAUCACAGUAUCUUGUUGACAAAGAGGUUGAUGAAGUUCGUUCCUUCUUUUGGUACCACCGUCAGUUUUUUGAAACAGCUGAGAAAUGUUAUUUGUCAGAGGAGAAAUUCAAGCAAGAAAUUCAUUCACUGAUGGCUGACUACUACCUCGGUAAGUGGGUGGGAGUGAAGAAACCCUUUCGUUAUACUCCACAGCAAAUGAAACGUGUUGGUGCAACAUCUCCUGAGAGUGAAGCAGAUCGCAAAAUAUCUGCUCAGCCAAUGAUAUACAGCCAGGACACAGAUGAACUGAAUGUCCGAUACAACAAAAGAAAAUUAAACAAGUUGCCAUAUCAUCUGUUUGAAGCUGAUAGACACCAAGAACUCAGAUCGAUAUGUUUGUUAAAUCUGGAGUGGAACCAGACAAAACUUAAGGCAGUAUCUCUACAGGAAUUGCUCUUAGAUUUAGCCAUGUUUGGAGAAAAGGACGGUAUUUUACACAAGGCCAUGAAAGCAUCACAGUCAGUAUUAAAGAAAUUCCCGCAGACGCUUGCGAUGGAAAUAUCAGGUCGUCUGCUGGCUCUGCUUCAAACAAAUGCCAGACCAGAUGAAAUCAAGCUUUUAGAAAAUUCAAUGACAGUAUGUGCCCGGGAAUGUAACCUAGUACCAUACCAACCAUGUUUUGUUAUACCAAGCGAAUCAGAGAUGUAUACCAUAGAGAAUGACAGGAUACCUUUUAAUCCAAACAUAUCAGAGAUAUCAAGUGAUUCAACGCACUUUGCAACCCUUUCUAAAGAAAAUGAUCUGCUGAUUUGGGAUGUGUCCAAUGGGGAACUUGAAGCAAAUAUAAGUUUGAUGGGAAAAGAUGAAGGGACAUUAAAUGUUAUGUCAAAACCAUCUGGAAAAGAUCUUUUGAUCGUAGGAACUACACAUCAAAUGAAGGCCAACACAGUAUACAUUGUAAAUUUCAAAAACUGUGAAUUAGAAAAAAAGCUAGAACUUGACAAAAAGUAUACCAAAAUUGUAUUUUUUGAUGAUUUGAAAUUUGAUAUCACAUCUGACCGUCUGCUAGUUACAGUUUCAAAGCAAUCAACUGAUGUAUUUGAUAGAGAGUCAGGCAAGCUUUUGCACGAGUUUGAUGGAAAUCCGGAUGAAGCAAUCCUUAUUGCUGAUGACCAAAUGGUUCUUCUUCAUCCAAAGCAGACAAAUAUGUACACAAUAUACAAAAUGGACACUUUUGAAUUUGUGUAUCAGAUUUCAUGUAGGGAAACUCCGAAGUCAAUUUUUGUCAAUGAACAAACUAAUCUUGGAUGCAUUGUUGCGGAAAAAAUGAACAAGGUUGAACUGGUGAAUUUGAAACAAGGUUCAGACAUUGGUCAAAUUGUCGGAACAAUUCACAUGAACAAUACGAGAGAUUUAAAGAUCCAGAGAGUUCAAAUGAUAAAGGACCUUUGCUUAAUCACAGGGCUAGAUUGUUUCAUUUUAUGUGAUUUGAAGAUGAAAAAGGUCUUGAAAGAGAUAAGAAUACCACAGACAUAUGAACCUCGGUACCGUGUCCUUGAAUUCAAGGCUGCUCUGACACCAGAUUUAACACAUAUCAUAGCAGGGUACGAUAAGCACAUCCUCUUAUUCAGUGUGGAAACUGGAAAGAUAGUGGACUCUAUUGAAGCCACAAAAAGCCGAAUUAUACAUCUCCACAUUUCACCUUCUGGAGAGCUCCUCAUUACAACAAACAGCCGUAACAAUCGUGUGACAGCCUGGAACAUCAAGUCGCUGAAGAAUAAACCGAGACAUUAUCAACCAUUGUCUAUGAGUAAUUCAGCAAGAUACUUGUGCAUGGAUAAAUACGGCACUACAGCCGUUGUUCGCAGUAUGAAUUCAACAGAGUUUGCUGUAGUUGAUAUAAUAUCAGGUCAAAAGCGGUGCGAAAUUUCAACUGAUUUUGAAGCCAUGACACCAUGCAUCACUGAGGAUGGGAAAUACGCUGUUCUGAGAGAAUAUCAUUCAGACAGCUGUCUGAAAAUCUGGGACACGUUUUCAGGCAAGUUGGUCAGCACAUUACCAAUUUCGAGUCUAAGUCUAAAGGCAUACGUGCUUGGAAUUAAACCAGAAAAUAUGGUGAUCUUGACAGAGUCGGAAAGUGAUGGUCAGCAUGCAUUGACCUUUUAUAAUCUUCCAGCUGGAAAUGAAACAGGAGUUAAAUUACCAUUUGGCAAGUUCAAUAUGUUGCAAGUUUUCUUUGCUGACAAUGACAGGUACCUUAUUGUUGGCAUAGAGGAACAACUUUAUCCGGGUGUGAAAAUCUAUUCAAGGUCAUAUGAUAUUGAAACAGGGAAGGAAAUUCAAACCUACGAUAAAAUGCAUCCAAAACAUAUUCAAAUGAUAACGGCGGAAAGUGACUGCUUUCUUGGCCCUCGCAUUCAUACUGACGGGAAUGGAAAGGAAUCAUGGGAAACUGUGGUACUAAAUAUAGAAACAGGUGAUACCAUGGUAACUUUUACAGAUCUGCCUGUAAGUACACUGCGAGUUGGAUGGGAAGGCCAUUAUGGAAUAGACAGAGACAGAAAUGUCUUUGACAUAAAAAAGGGUAUCAAGUAUUGUCAAUUUGAUUCUCAUUUAGGAGAACAAAAGAAAAGUGUUCCAAGACCGCUACUGACUACAGACGAAAAAUACGCACUUUGGCUUGAUGUUACGACGGGAUUAGUGAAAGUUGGGAGUAUAGAAAAUCAUCAGGUGAUAGGCAUUUCUCCUAUCCACAGUAUCCCAAUGAAUAUGGCAGUGACACAAGACAAAAUUAUUGUCAUAGGUUGUGAAGAUGGCAGAAUCAUGAUGUUGCAAAUGGUGGUAGAUGAUAAAGAAGCAAGCAACAAGUUAACCAGAGUUUUCAAGCGUACACAGAAAAAAGCCGCCAAAGUGAGUGAAGAUUCACUUAAAGCUAUACGAAGGAGCAAUGAUGAUAAAAAACCUGUCAAGACAAAGAAAAAUGAAAAAUCUAGUAAGGCAUGCAAUGUUCUUUAACAAGACAACUUGCACAAGAUUAUCAAUCAAGGAGCGGAUGCAUUUGUCCACUGGUGUGAUGCUGAGCAACAACAUCUUGGGUUGCGAUUUUGAUCCUUCAUUCACCCACAGUCAUUGACUUCAAAGCUAGGUCCGAUGUAUGGUGCUUUACAUCAUACAUGUAAUAGACUACGGCACUGAAGACUCCUUUGACUAUCUUCUUGUCUGACUAAAUGAACCUUUAAUGACAAAAAUUCUUAUGGAUGAGUUGCUAGUGCAGGACAACCAGGGAGACUUUAAACAAACAUUGAUACACACAAAAUUUAUCAACCAUGUAAACAGCAGUUACGGUAACUUGCUUUCAUUUGUCUGUAUCCAAACUUUCAAAUCUGGUGGAAACAUCAUAAACUGUAAUACUGAUAGAAAGUGUUUAUUGAUAUUCUUUUAUUGGAUUUGUGCCAAAACAUAUUAAGAUAUCUGACGUUAUACGUUAUUUUCGUUUAUUGUCCAGGGAAAGAGAAAGAAAGAGAUUUCACUUUAUAAUGCAUUUCAUUUAAUUUUUUAGAUUUAGUUUAAUUUCCAUAUAAUUUGUACAUCUUUUAGUUGUCUGAUAGGGUAGCCAAUGUAUUUAUACUAAUUUUAAUGUAAUUGAAAUUCAGUUUCAUACGGAUUUAUUAAAGGCAUUUUUUAUUUAUGGGUAAUGAUAUAGUUUUUCCUGUUUAGGACGAUGACAUUGUCAUCUUUUUUAAUGCAGAGGUGAUAUAAAUUGCCUCCCUUCAAUUUUAUAUAUUUUGUAUGUUACUAAAAUUAUAGUAUAUUUUAAAUAUUAUUGUUUUCACAUAUUUAUACAUCUUUCCCCUGUCCAUCAUUUUUCAUAAGCCAGUGUUUGUCAAAGUUAUAUCAACAUUUUGUCUUCAUUCUACGAAACUGUGCUAAUAUUUAUUUUAUGUGUGUCGUAUAGUAGGGUUAUUAUAUUUUUUUUUACAGUAGCUCGAUCUGGGAUGUUUUCAGCUCAAGUGGAUUUUUGCCAUAUUGGAUUUCAUGAGGCGCGCAAGCGCAGAGUGUCAUCAACCUUGCAAAAUCCAUGAAAACCAAAAACAAAAUCCCAGAUCUAGCUACUGUUAUAUUGUCACUUUUAUUAUAUACCUCAACCAUUUAGUUUGUUGUUUCAAAUGUGUAUCAAUGUUAAAAUGAAUCUAAGUGAAGUUUUUAUGUGCGCUAUUUAAAGAACUGUGUCAGGUCAUGCAUAUUAAUGAAAGUAGUCUGGCAGCAUACAAUACAAAAGGUACAAUACGGAAUUUAAAAGGUACAAUAUGGAAUUUUUUCUGCAUGUUCAUAUUUAAUUGUGAAAUACAAGCCAGUGUUUUACAGAAUUUAUAUAGGUUUAUAAUAAAUUUAAUCCUGGAAUUUUUUCUUGUUCAGAACUACACUUGCACAUUGAUUAGUACUUAGUUAAUGUUAAAUAUAAUGGAAAUUUCUGACAGCUAAUUUUUAAGUUGUUCACCAUUGAAAUGCAUUUUCAAAAUUACUUUAAUACUCAAUAAAUAUUCCAACUUGUUUACCAUUAAAAUGCAUAUAAUGAAAGAUUCAUCUCUUCUCUUGAACAUCAUAUUUUGUUUUUCACUCCUAUUUGCACGAUUCUUAUACUCAGUGAAAUAAACUUAUUUUCCAACAAAAUUUUUUUAGCUGUCAUGACUGGGCAACCAAUGCUCAACAUUGUUGCAUGGCCCAUUUGUCUUUUUUUAAAUGAUUGUUAUUUAUACCACUGUAUAAUUUAUACUGUAGGUUUCUUUAGAAAUACAUUUCAACUUUUUAUUUUAUCUUGUUUAUUUAUUAGUUUAAUUAUUUAUGAAAAUACUUAAGAUGCAAUUUUACUUGACUGUGAUAAGAUUUAUUGUAAUCAAAUAAAUUUUAAAACAAAAAA